UCUAGAAUUGCUGUACUUAAUUUGCUGAAAUUGAAAGAAAGAAGAAGAAGAAAAAAAUUAAAUUAUAGCACAAUUGUAGGAAAAUGGCUACAACGCAAUCCUACGAAGAUUUGGAAGCGAAAUAUGAAACAGAGGAAACGUCUGAAUCAGUCAUCUUGGUUGUUCACAUGCCUGAUGGUUUUGCAAGAGAGCAUAUUGGAGCUAAAAUUGAGUACGAUUCUGGAAGGGUGAGAGUUCACGGUGAAAGAUCACUUGGAAACAAUAGAAGGGCACGUUUCAAUGCAUUAUAUCAAGUUCCAGAAUAUUGUGACAUCAACAAAAUUAAGGGGAAGUUUGAUGGCAAAACUGUCAUCAUUACAAUUCCAACGAUUCCAGGGAAAGUACCUAAGAAAGAAACACAACCAACUGAACAAGAACCACCCAAAGAACCAUCACAAGAAGCAGAAUCAAAUCCAGAGGAAGAAAAAGAAGGUACUCCUCCUUCAGAUGAUAAUCAAGAAAGUAAAGAAGAGACUGGCCAUGUGACUUCAACUUCAAACCCACCAAAUGCCUCACAAGAAGAGUCUAUGGAUCAAAAGGGUCAAGAGAGAAUUCCCCAAAAAGCUACACUUAACAAAGUUGAAAGUGAAAAACAUGUUGGUCAAGAGGCUUCUUCAACUUCAACGCCACCAAAAGACACACAAGAGUCUAAGGCUCAAAAGGGUCAAGAAGGAAUUCCCACACAAGUUGCUCACGAGGCUUCUUUAACUUCAACCCCACCACAAGACACACAAGAGUCUAUGCCUCAAAAGGGUCAAGAAGGAAUUCCCUCAAAAGACACCAUUACAAAAGUAGAUAGUAAAAGUCAAGUUGGUCAUGAGGGUUCAACUUCAACCCCAUCACAAGACCCACAAGAGUCUAUACCUCAAAAGGGUCAAGAAGCAAUUCCCCCAAAUGCUACACCAACAACAAAUGCCAAGCUUCAAGGAGAGGAAAAGUUUGAAGGGGAAAUUGAUGAAAAUGUGGAAAAGCAAAAGGUUCUAGGAAAGGAAGAAACUAAAGACCAUUCCGAGAAGCCUUUGGAAUCAGGAAAGCCACCUGAGAAGGCUGUGGUGGAUGAUUCCCCCAAAAAAGAAGGCAAAGAAGAAAGUAAAGGGUUGGCCGCAUUUGAAGGAGAGAAGGGAAGGGAAAUAAAUGGGAAAAUUGGCAAUGAUGUUGUUGGAAGAAAGAGUGAUAAGAAGGCCAAGCCUGACUCAACAACAAGGGCAACAAUUAAGGAAGUGGUUGCUUCUGCUUCUCAAGCUAUGACUAGUCUAGCAAAGAAGUUCAAUGAAGAAGAUAAACAAAGGAUAGCAUGCAUGGGUACAGCAGUUCUUGUGGUGGCACUAGGAGUUUAUGCUACCUACAAGCUUCGUUCACGUGUACCAUAGGCAAUUAAUGGCACCAUAUCUAUUUCCUUUCACAUGGUUCUUUUCUUAAAAAAAAGUUUCCUUUCAAUAAAUAAGGACUUGCAAAGA
Molecule: messenger RNA, 1496 nt
Organism: Glycine soja
Lineage: Eukaryota; Viridiplantae; Streptophyta; Magnoliopsida; Fabales; Fabaceae
Product: protein RESTRICTED TEV MOVEMENT 2-like
Exons: 2
Coding region: 84-1409 (441 amino acids)
Source: RefSeq, a predicted model, not a curated record